AACGCGCCACAUCGUUCCUGGCCAGCCGGUGACGUCGUCUACACGACUGUCUGGCUGCAAAACGGAUUUAGACAAAAGCAACAGAAAACCGAAGGACGAGGAGCCUUGCCACAAAGGAUUAAUACAUUUACCAUCCUGGAGUACACAUAUGCCUUUUAUCUGAUGAUUUUUGCGCAACUGCUGGGAUUGGAUCGGGCCUUUAUUAUUUUAAAAACCAUUUUUUUUUUUACUAUUUGGAAGGACAAAGUGGGCGGAUGUUUUUGUAGCUCUUCCUCCGUACUCUGUUUGUCACCUCUUCGCCGCAUUGAUUUAUUUGCACUGACCAGUUGUCUGCUGAAAACCUGGUCCGGUGCCUUCCCCCACCUCCUUCCUUCUCCUCUCUCCCCGAUCACUCCUUUUGUGCCCUCCUUCUUUCUUUGGCUCCGAAGAUGCCCAGCUCACUUUUCGCCGACCGCGGCGUGCAGGGAGAUGCGCUAGACGACCAGAGAGCCCUGCAGAUCGCCCUGGACCAGCUCUCUCUGCUCGGGUUGGCCAACGACGACGACGACGACGACGACACCCAGGAGCCCCGGAAAAAGAGUGUCAACAUGACUGAGUGCGUUCCGGUGCCCAGCUCCGAGCAUGUGGCCGAGAUUGUAGGCAGACAAGGUUGCAAGAUUAAAGCACUGCGAGCAAAGACCAACACCUAUAUCAAGACUCCGGUCCGAGGUGAGGAGCCAGUUUUUGUAGUGACAGGCAGAAGGGAGGAUGUGGCGAUGGCCAGGAGAGAGAUCAUCUCAGCGGCAGAGCAUUUCUCGCUGAUUCGAGCUUCCAGAAACAAAAACACCAGCUUAAAUGGGAGCGGUACUCCAGUCCCUGGCCCCCCUAACUUACCUGGACAAACCACCAUCCAGGUGCGAGUACCCUACCGUGUAGUGGGUCUUGUUGUAGGCCCCAAGGGUGCUACAAUUAAACGCAUCCAGCAACAGACCCAUACUUACAUUGUGACUCCCAGUCGGGACAAGGAGCCUGUGUUUGAGGUUACAGGGAUGCCAGAAAAUGUGGACCGAGCCCGUGAGGAGAUUGAAGCUCACAUUGCCAUGAGAACCGGGGGUCUUAUCGAGGUCCAGGAUGUAAACGACUUCCAUGCGAAUGGAACAGAUGUGGGGUUUGAUCUGAAUGGGCACCCUACUCUGUGGUCGAAGCCCAGCGUUGGGAUGACCCCCACCAAUGUGCGCAAAACCUUCUCCAAGUACCGCAAUGACUCGUCCUCGUCCCUAGGAAGCGCCUCCACAGACUCCUACUUUGGCACUAAUUCCCACAUGGCAGACUACAGCCCCCCCAGCCCUGCUCUGAGUUACACAACCAACAACAUUAAUUGCAACAACAACAACAACAACAUCAGUGUCAACACAAAUGGCAAUGGGUUUGUUUAUGGAAAUGAGGCAAUCUCUCCUGACUGCACUGAUUUGACUUUUGAUUCCCCGCCAGGGCUUGAAUCUACGCCAGCCCAACCUGCGAUUUUAUGGUCCCAGUACGAAAAUCAAAUCAACCCUUCUUUGACCAGAGGCAGCUCUUCCAUCUCCACGACAGCUAUUUAUCCUGCUAAUUCCAAUGGCAUGAUGAUGAAUCAGAGAAGAAUGAACAGAGAGGCAUCCCAAUCCAGGAUGUCACCGGCCCUCCACACUGGUCCCAACGAGCACCAGUUAGCUCCAAGGGUCUGCACUGACCUUAGUGAAGACUUGCUAAGUUUCUCUGGCUAUGUCAACACCGUUUCCUCCCUGACAAACUCUCACCUUGCUUGUGUUCCAUGUGACUCCUCUGCCUCUUCUUCCUCCUCUUCCUCAUCCACCAGCCGUAAAGGCAGCCGCGACUGUUCAGUGUGCUUUGAAAGCGAGGUCAUUGCAGCACUGGUCCCCUGUGGACACAACCUCUUCUGUAUGGACUGUGCCAAUCGUAUCUGUGAGCGAAGCGAGCCCAAAUGCCCUGUCUGCCACACCGGUGUUACUCAGGCUAUACGUAUAUUUUCAUAAGAAUGUUACUCUUUAAUGAGACCUGUUACAAUAGGUACCGUUAGGCUCUUCAUAUUGCUUUAAUAGAAUCAAUAAUCUUCAUCAGUUUAGACAGUGUACAUAGAAUUACAUACAGGUAAUGCUGUGGUAUGAGAAGGAAAAGAAACGCGUUUGAUUUUGUUGGAUGAAGUUAAAGUGUACUGUAGCUGAAAUAAUUUCAGCAUCUAGAUGCAUGUUUUAAAUAUCACAGAAUCAUUAGCUCUAGUCAAUUGUCCCCAAUACUUAUGUGACUAGGGACAUUGGAGUCCGGAUGCAAGUAUGUGGAUCAGACGCAAGGGUUUUUGCAGGCUGAGCCAUCCAGUUUGCCUAAUGGACUGUAAUAAAGACAGUUAACAGUAGCUGGGGAGCAAAACAGGACUAUUGACAUACAAAGGUACUUCAGCUCCUGUUUGCAGAAAUAUCCUGCAAAUGUAUGUAUAGAAUACAUUUUCUUUACAUUUUAAAUGACAACAGAUUUAAGUAUUUUCUCCUUUUUUCACUUGAAAAAGUAUAUUUCCUAUUGCAAAGAUGUUUACAGAUAUUUUUAGUUCAGUGAAACUUUUGAAGCUGGGAUAAAAUCAUAUUUUUUAAUAUGGCCUAAUGGCAAAGAUCACUGUAUUAUUUUAAUAUCAUAUUCCUGUGUGCAGGAGAACCAAGUCCACAAAAUAUGUUUUGCAUUGGACAGUAUUCUGUUUAGAUGAAGUUUUAAUAGUUUCAGCACAAUUUUAAAUCUGCUUCACUUAUCAUAUUUUUUAUUCAGUAAUAUAAAGCGUAUUUUAUUCUAUGUUUAUGAAACAUUGAAAUGUGCAAAGAUGAACACAAAGAAACAUUUUAUGCUUUCUAAAAUUUGUAUGUAUUAGAUUUUGGUGGGAAUUACAGGAUUCUGUUGCACCACUGUACUUUUAGUAUUUCUAUUUUGAUACAUUUCUUUACCACUUGCUUAUGUAUUUGUAGUUAUUUUAGUGUAAAUGUACUUAAUUUUAAGAACAAAUAUAUUUUAUUUUAUGAAAGAGGACCUGGAACCUCAUGGUCAAACACUAACUUUAUAUUUCCUGAGACAAGAUUUUAAAAUGUAUCAAGAGCUUUUAUUUUUCUGAAAUUUAAAGUAAUACAUGAUAAGUAA
Messenger RNA from Phycodurus eques (leafy seadragon), 3153 nucleotides. RefSeq names its product mex-3 RNA binding family member B (gene mex3b). Bases 429 to 2012 code for a protein of 527 amino acids. Lineage: Eukaryota; Metazoa; Chordata; Actinopteri; Syngnathiformes; Syngnathidae. The transcript has 2 exons. The record is from RefSeq and is a predicted model, not a curated record. Gene Ontology annotation, molecular function: RNA binding.